AUGGAACCUAGACUUGAUGAAUACCACCAGCUUGGAACACAGCCAGUGAUGCAGGACCAUCUGGAUGGCUUACAUACCAGUAGAAGACCAGUUGACCUAAUUACAUCAGAAGUUAAACCUGUACUUAAUUACUCCAUACAAACAGGUGAAGAAUUUGCUCUUGAAUUUAUGAGAGAUAGGGUGAAUAUCAGGAAGCCUGUAUUAUCAAAUGUCAGUGAUUCAAAUUAUACCCCAGGUUAUAUGGAACUAAAAGGCAUUUUAGGCAUCAGUCAUGCUGGAUCUGAAAGUGGAUCUGAUAUUUCUAUGCUCUCAAUGGCUGACAAAUAUCCAAAAGAAUUUGAUAGAACUAAUACAUCAUUACCUGGAGACAGAAGCAACUAUGGAUCUAUUCUGUCAAUGCCAAGAACUUCAUUGAAUCAGGACAAUAGACAAUUUGUGCCUGGGUAUGGCUCUUUUGGAGUUUAUGAUAGAUCAAUGAUUAUGAAGUUUCUUUGCAGCUUUGGUGGUAGAAUAUUGCCACGACCAUGUGAUGGAAAGCUAAGGUAUGUUGGAGGCCAAACGCGUAUUCUUCGAAUAAGAAAGGACAUAUCUUGGCAGGAGCUCAUGCAGAAAGCAUUACAAAUCUAUAAUCAGGUGUAUGCAAUCAAGUAUCAGCUUCCUGGGGAGGAUCUUGAUGCUUUGGUGUCUGUGUCAUCUGAUGAGGAUUUGCAGAAUAUGAUGGAGGAAUUUAAUCAUCUACAUGAUAGGGAAGGAUCACAAAAGCUUAGGAUGUUUUUCUUCUCAAUUAGUGAUUUGGAGGAUACUAAGUUUGGUCUCAGCAGUAUGGGUGAUGAUUCUGAGAUUCAGUAUGUUGUUGCUGUUAAUGGCAUGGACUUGGGAUCAAGAAAAAAUGCCAUGAUUGGUGUCAGCUUUUCUGCAAAUGACAUAAAUGAAUUGGAUGGGCAAAAUAUUGACAGGGAGACUGAUAGAGUUGGUGUAGAAUCUAUUGUACAAGGCAAUGCUCCCCCAACUAACAAUUUUGACACAUCACUAGCUUCUCAGUCUUCAACACCAGUGCUACCAACUUCCUCAAAUUCGUAUGAAAAGUAUCCACAGUUUUAUGGUGAUCAAAUGAUGCGCCAUGGGGAACUUAGUGAUCAGUAUCUUAUUAAUCAUGGCCUUAAUCCUUCUCAUAAACCUGUUUUUGAGACUCCUAUAAUUAUGCCUCCUCAUACCCUUGUUAAUCAACAAGGGAUUAUGAAUGAAGGCCUUCCGCCUCGAGGAGUACAAGUACAAAAUUCAGAAAUACCAGCAACAUUUGUAAACAAGCUGGUUAAUAGUUCAAUUCCACAAGGAAGUGACCCUGGGAAAGUUUUGGCCUCAGAAUUACCAUUAGCAGCUCCUACUCAACUGCUGAAUGGUUACAUGAAAAAUAGUUUUCCUGAAACAUCUGUUGUAGUUACUGCACCAGAGGGGUAUUUAUUGCAUCCGGCAAAAAUGGACAAGCUCCAAGAUCACGAAGAGACUUCUUCUACAUCUAGCAGUGCAUUUGGUCCUACUUAUGUUGAUUCCAACACCAAUGCAUCUGACUUGAGUUCUCUUCAUCCUCCUCCUCUUCCUAAAAGAGUUUACUAUUCAGAGAGAAUUCCACGGGAACAAGUAGAUUUGCUGAACCGAUCUUCAAAAUCUGAUGAUACACACAACUCUCAGUUUCAUGUUUCUGAUUUACUCUCUGACGUCAACCCACCGGAUUCAUUUACAGAAUCUGGUGACAAGUUGUAUGAUGGGAAUCUUCCUAAUCUAAAUGAAGAAUCAGGCAUCAAUGAAAAUCCGUUGCAUGGUGAUGUCUAUUCUGUUGAUAAUGGGGUUGUCCUUAAUCAAAUAUACAAACAGCUGCCUGAUGCAAGCACUCAAAUCAAACCAAAGCUACCUGAGCAUGUGAAUCCUGAGAUGAAGCAGAUGUUAUCAGACAAUGAAGGACAUACAUUAAAUAAGGAUAAUGUUAUUGGGUUGGAAAUGGAAAUUUAUAGUAACAAUAUCUAUAGCAAACCAAAUGAGACAAAAUCCAGUGAAGCUGACAUGCCAAAUUUGCACCAGGUUUCUUCUCGUAAGCACCUUAACGAUCCUGCAUCCAAUCUUCCAGAAGUUGAUUGGGGUGAUAUCUCUGUGAAGGAGUCUAAUGACAAUAUUAAUGUGCAAGUACCUGUAUCUUUAAAUGGGAAUAUAGAUGAUUCUGAAGAAUUUCCUUCAGAUGUUUCCAAAUCAGCGCAAGGUGACAUACUUAUUGAUAUUAAUGAUCGAUUCCCCCGUGAAUUUUUCACUGAUAUAUUCUCUAAAGCAGUACUCGAAGAAGACCCCUCUACUUUGCAUCCAUUAAUCUCAGAUGGAGUGGGCUUAAGUGUAAACAUGGAAAAUCAUGAACCUAAACGAUGGUCAUAUUUUCAAAAACUGGCUCAAGAAGGGAUAGAUAAUGUGUCUCUUAUUGACCAAGAUCAUCUUGGUUUUUCACCUGUGGUGGGAAAAAUGGUUGGAGAUGAUAGGGCUCAACAUGUUACUCCUUUAACAACUGAUGAUGUUUCUCUGAACCAUGCAGAGUCCCACCUUGAUUUUGUCGAAAAUACAGGAGACUUGCAUGGGAAGCUUGGAGCAGAUACGAAAUCUAACUAUGAUCAUUCCCAAGCAAAUGAAAAGAAAAGUAUGCAAUUUGAUGUUAUGACCGACAACAUAAGAGCUCAAGAGUCAGAAUACGAGGCUGGGGUGUUUGAAAAAAGGCAUAGCAAUUUACCUCCUCUUGAUCCUUCUUUGGGAGAGUUUGAUCCAAAUUCUCUGCAGGUCAUAAUGAAUGACGAUCUUGAAGAACUGAAGGAACUGGGUUCUGGUACCUUUGGGACUGUAUAUCAUGGAAAAUGGCGAGGAACAGAUGUUGCCAUCAAAAGAAUAAAGAAAAUUUGCUUCACUGGUCGAUCAUCUGAGCAAGAGAGACUGACUGUAGAAUUCUGGAGGGAAGCAGAUAUUCUUUCAAAACUUCAUCAUCCAAAUGUGGUGGCAUUUUAUGGUGUAGUGCAAGAUGGACCAGGAGGAACAAUGGCUACUGUUACAGAGUACAUGGUGGAUGGUUCUCUUAGGCAUGCAUUGCUUCGCAAGGAUAGGCAUCUUGAUCGUCGCAAGAGACUGAUAAUUGCAAUGGACGCAGCUUUUGGAAUGGAAUAUUUACACUCAAAAAAUAUUGUACACUUUGACUUAAAAUGUGACAAUUUGUUGGUGAACUUGAAAGAUCCAAUGCGGCCUAUAUGCAAGGUUGGGGAUUUUGGCUUGUCAAAAAUUAAAAGAAAUACCUUGGUUUCUGGCGGUGUGCGGGGGACUCUUCCUUGGAUGGCACCAGAGCUUCUGAAUGGUAGCAGCAACAAGGUCUCUGAAAAGGUUGAUGUGUUCUCCUUUGGCAUUGUAUUAUGGGAGAUUCUAACUGGUGAGGAGCCAUAUGCCAAUAUGCACUAUGGUGCAAUCAUAGAAGAUGAAAAUGAGGAGAAAUCCCAGGGGUUUAUUUACACCCAUGACUCGGGGCAGUACCACUAA
Messenger RNA from Sphenostylis stenocarpa, 3552 nucleotides. Lineage: Eukaryota; Viridiplantae; Streptophyta; Magnoliopsida; Fabales; Fabaceae. The record is from the annotation of a GenBank genome assembly.